AUGGCGCCCCGUGUAGCUUUGGGCGCGAACGCGCUCGCGGCUACCAUCCUCGGCCUGACCAUCGGGUACGGCAUCAAGUUCGGCCAGACGGUGCAUGUUGACGGAAGCGCCGGGGCCAUUGCGCAGACGCGGUGCUUAUUCAUUGGGGAAUGCAAAACCGUCGACGUCGACCACUGCUUCUGGAGUUCUCAAGUAAUGAUCCUGGCGCUGGCGCUGGGCGGCAUUCUCGUGGGGGAUUUUACGCUCUGGGCCUUUUCGCUACACUCCAAAUACAUGGAUGAGUACGCCCCAGAGUGUCUUAAAAAGGGACUCUUUGCCCGGAUCUUUGGGCCCAAACCGCAGCGACAACGGGUCGAGGAGGAAGCAGGUGAUACAAAUCCAAACUCUGGCAUGCGCAGCCACGAAUCUUCUAGCCUAUUCACGACCGUCCUGGGCGCCUUAUGCUGCGUGUCGGCACUCGCCCUCUUUGCGCCGCACAAGACGAAUUUCACCAAGGGUGGCGCGAUAACAUCGUACUCUACCGAAGACUAUCUUUCUUUGAAGUCUGUCGUCUCCUCUGAAGGAGUUAGAAAGGGCCUCAAUGAUCUACUGGUGGAUAGUGCGUCCGUCACCAAAGACGCUGCUGUAGCCUGGCUGGGCUCAAUCAGCAGGGAGAAAUACGUCCGUGAACGACACCAAGGCCAAACUGAAGUUCGUCGCACUUAUCGGAUAGGCGACACGACGUACCAGGGUAUCAGAACCAAUGGAAUUGGCGUAAACAUGGCCAGCUUCCAAGAGUAUUUCCUUACUGGGCUCGACAAGGAUCGCAUCUUGCGAGACCACGGGUAUAACACUUCCUGGAUCAACGCACCAGACUAUCGAUUUGGCAGUCUGGAGGCGAUGGUCUAUGGCACUGAAAUGACGGUCGUCUGCGAAGAUGUGACCAAUAAAUUUGACGUUCAAGCGGGCCUGGGAACUGUGAAGCAUACAACUUCCAAGCCUGGGUCGAAGCCCAACGCGACGCCCCUUGCGGUAGCAUACGAUGUUUCCAAUUCGCAACUUGGCAUAUACUGGCACAUCUUCCACGAGCUGGGUCAAGACUUCAAGGUCACGCCAUAUCGCAAGGUUUUCAGCCCAGAACAAUAUAUCGUCAUCACGGACUCGUCCAAAAAGCUCUUUCAAGAUGUUAGUGUACUAGAAUGUUCUUACAAGGGCGACGACUUUGUGACGAAAAUCAACAUGCGACCUGACGGUAUCGAAAUCCGCGGGCGGGAUACGAACCGCAACAAAUUGAAAACUUCUCACCUCAACCUGGUGAAUCAAGCAAUCUCACCCGUGCUAGAGGAUGCAACUGGACCUUUGCAGCAUGCUCUCAAGGAAGCACGGGUAGCAUGGGCUGGAAGGCGCGGGCGAACACAAUACGACAAUUUCGUGAUGCUGUCAAUGGUCCAAGACGUUCUUACAGAUUUGGCGUCGGGAUAUUGGAGUCUGAUGCGCCAGCAGAUUGAGACGUCUAUGGGCCUCCCAUCUGCCUUGCUUGACAGCAAGCGCCAAAAACAAUACGAGAAACUUGGAUUAUACAAUGGGCACCUUCACGGAUCCUACACCCGACUUGGCGGUUCCCUCUGGGGAUUGAUCCUGCCGUCACUGCUUCUGGUCCUCCCGCUGUUCUCCCUGUGGCGCAUGCUGCUGGCGCUUUUCAUUGACAAGAUUAUUGACUUUCGUGCCCGACGAGAGAGCGGCUCUACUUAUUGGCAACCCCUCUUGCAAAGCGAUGAGGAGGUUGUCGACUACUAUGACGUUCCGCCUCCUAUGCCGCCGCCCAAGGACGACGAGGAAGAACCGCCGCCGCCAUAUGCAAGUGAGAAUGGCGAAAUGUCUGCUCAAGAAGGCGUGGGGCUCUAA
Pestalotiopsis fici W106-1 is the source of this 1884-nucleotide messenger RNA. RefSeq lists its product as uncharacterized. NCBI's taxonomy places the organism in Eukaryota, Fungi, Ascomycota, Sordariomycetes, Amphisphaeriales, Sporocadaceae. The transcript has a single exon. The coding region runs from base 1 to 1884 and encodes 627 amino acids. The record is from RefSeq and is a predicted model, not a curated record.